AUGCCUACUCCAAUAGAAAAAAAGCUUGGAGGGCAGAUUACAUUUGACUGCAACAAUGUGAGAGACAAUGGUACAAGUAAAAAACUAUCAUCAACUCCAAAAGCAUUUGGGUUACCACCUAGAUUUAGUGAUUCUGUUACAAUAGGGACUGUAGAUGGGCACAAACUAUUAGUUGCAGCUAAAGUCCCUAAUAACGUUAUAUUACACAAAACAGCAUCAAUAGCUAACUCAAGUGAAAAUAAAAAAAAAUCUUAUAAUAAAUUGAAUUAUCCGAAAAAUAAUGAGCUUUCACAUAAUAGACAUUUGAUAAAGCUAAACAAAACUCCCAAAUCUGUUAAGUUUGGAAAAGAAUCAGAUUCAUUAGUAACCAAUACAAAAGUAGAGGAAAUAAAUUCGAUUUUCUGUUCAGUGAAUAAGGAUUUAGAAGAAUUAUCUAGACAAAUGUCAAUUCAUAUUCCAUUAGAUACUACUAAUCGUGCAAGUGAAGAUAAAGAUAUAAAUUUGACAUCAUUAGAUUUCCAGCAAUCAUCGAACUCAGAUAAUGUAUAUUCAAAGAACAAAAGUAAAGGUAGUGCAAAUUUGAACUUACUUGAGGUGUCUUCUAUAUCUAGCCCAGGAACUUCCUCAGAAAUAUCCUUAAAUAGUGAGAUGGAAAAUUUUAGCAGUGAUAGUAAUGUUUCAUCUUCAACACAUGAUAGGUCAGUAACAUCACAAUCUACCUCUAAAUAUAACAAAAAGUUUCCACAAUUAAUUAAGAGUCAAACAAAUAUAAUGGGAGAGCUGAUACACAAGUUAUCAAACUCUAUUUCAGUCUUAAAGGAUAUGAUCUUAGGAAGGGAUGAUUUUGUUCAUAUUAUUAGAGAUCAGAUAAGUCAAAGUGAUAGUGAAGUUCUGACUUUAUCUAAACAAAUAGAAAAGAUGCAAAGAGAUUUGGAGCUAGAGAUAUGUGAAAAAAAUAAAUAUAAGAGUAGUAUGAAAAAAUUGUUAGUUGGAAUACAAGAAGGCAAUGUUCAUGGUUCACUAAGAAACUAUCUUGUGGAGAUACAGAGUAUGAAGAUACAGGAAGAAAGACUUAGAUCAAAUUUGAGUGAAUCGGAAUUGACAAUAAUAAAACUACAGCAAGAAAAUAAAAAUCUGAAUGAUGAGAAAUUAAAAGAUAAGGAGACAAUUGAAAAACAGGUAGAUAAGAUUCAUCGCUUAAAUUUAGUUGUAAAUCAAAUUACUCAGGAAAAGUUAGAGUUGAUAGAAAGUAAAGAAUAUCUUAAUGGAAAAAUUGACGAACUAUACGAAACUAUAAAGUGCAGAGAUGAUGAGAAUAUGAUAGCAUUUGAAGAAGUAAAGAGAUCAAGUGAAUUAAAUGGGGUACUACAGGAUCAUGUAAUGUUACUAAAGGCUCAACUGGAAAUAGAGGCUGAAGACAGGUUAACUACAGAGAAAAAAGCUAAGGAAUCUUUAAAUGAAGUAGAUACUCUUAAAGAGAAGAUCAAAUCACUGGAGCAUAGAGAAAGUAUUUUAAUGAGUGCAUUAGAAGAUAGUUCAUAUAGAAUGACAGACAUUGACAAGGCUCUAGAAACACAGAAGAGAGAAUAUGAAGCGAUUAUAUCCAAAGAAAAUAAAAAAUACAAUAAACUUUUACAUGCAUACAAGCUUCAGACUGAAAAAUUAACUGAGAUAGAAGAAAAAUUAAGCCAAAAAAUUAAGUCAGAAGAAGAAUUAAUUAAGUGGAAUAAUGAGUUACAAGAAAGAUUUGGAUCCUUUGAAAAUCAUAUUAGAAGAUUACUGGACGCAAGAGAUAACGAAAUAAUACAAUUAAACGAUUAUAUGGAUAAACAGCUUAAGAAAAAAGAUGAAGAAGUGAAUAUUAAAAUACAGGAGUUAUGUCGUGUACAACAAAAUAGAGAGAAGAAGUUGAUUAACCAAAUUCUAGAUCAACAUGAUGGAUUUGAGAAACAAAGAAUACAGCUUGAGUAUGAAAUACAUGAAAUAAAGGAUAUAUAUACAAAGAAACUUGAUGAUGCUAGAAAGUUAGAAAGUGAGAAACAGACAAGAUUAGUAGAGUCUUUGGCUAAUAAAGAGCAUGAAAUACUUGUAAAAGAACAUUUGAUUCACGAAAUAGACUCAAAAAAGAGUGAAAUAGAGAAAGAGCUCUGCAACGUAAAGCAGAGACUACAGGAAUUGCAAGAUGAAAAGAAUGCUACAGUAGAAAAACUAUUAGCUUUACAAGAGUGGGGAAUUAUUAUUGAAAGUACUCAUGAGAUGGAUCCCCAAUUACAAUUGUCUCUAAAUACAAGGCUUGAAGAGCUAAGACAAAAAGUAAAUCAUUUAGAACAGCAAGAGGUUUACUUGGCUAAUCGAAUUGAGCAUCAAAAUUUAGUCAAUCAAGAAGAUAAUAUGCAGUAG
Cryptosporidium muris RN66 is the source of this 2400-nucleotide messenger RNA. RefSeq lists its product as uncharacterized. Lineage: Eukaryota; Apicomplexa; Conoidasida; Eucoccidiorida; Cryptosporidiidae. The transcript has a single exon. The record is from RefSeq and is a predicted model, not a curated record. The coding region runs from base 1 to 2400 and encodes 799 amino acids.